Molecule: messenger RNA, 6174 nt
Organism: Dreissena polymorpha
Lineage: Eukaryota; Metazoa; Mollusca; Bivalvia; Myida; Dreissenidae
Product: sodium-dependent serotonin transporter-like
Exons: 14
Coding region: 844-3036 (730 amino acids)
Biological process (GO): serotonin uptake; sodium ion transmembrane transport
Cellular component (GO): neuron projection; membrane
Molecular function (GO): serotonin:sodium:chloride symporter activity; serotonin binding
Source: RefSeq, a predicted model, not a curated record
ACUACCGAGCUGGAAUAAAUCAGUAAGUAGGCUGCUCUCGGUUAACUGCUUAACGCGAUAUUGGGACAAGCGUGUCGAUUAUAGAUGGAUUACCUUUGUAAAUAUUAUGAAGAUUAAUUUCUCAUCUCGUAAUAUUCCAUAAUUGUAUGAACUGAAUGUGAACUGAUAAAUAGCUUACACGUCUUAGCGGGACUGCGAUUUAUUAGUUUGUAAAUAUAAACACGCAUCAGAAGAGGAGCAUUAUAUUAUUAAAAAAUAUGAAUAAAAGCUUUUAAAUCAGUCAUUAAAUGCCAAGUUUAUUUGUUAACAGCGUGAAUGGUGAAUGAAUAAAUUACCUAGUCUGAAUUGGUGGUACGUACACUUGUUUGAGAAGACAGUGCGACCGUACAGGGGUAUUUCAUAAGCGGACAAAAAUCGCCGUGAAUACUGUGACAGCGCUAGAUUUAUUAGGCGGUCAUGCUUGCAGAUUUGGCAUAUAGUUGGAUAUCAGCACUGCGUGCUCACUGGCUGAGAAAAGAUAUUAAAGAGAUCAUCGGAUUUAUAACUCUGUGAGAGCGCAUUCCUGAGUCUUGGAUGAGAUUCACGCGCGUCAAUGGGAAGAAUAUAAUUAUUAAAUUAGCAUACACGCACGUGAUCUUAGAGUAACGUUAAUUAAAUAUUAUUAUAUAAAAUGUGUUGCAUCUGUGUUUCAAUAUUAUUAUGUUGUAAUUUAAGUACAUCAUAUUCGAAUUUAUUGCAGAUAUUUACGGUUUAAUGAUACACUGGCACAUAUAUGAAAUAACCAGCGAAAACUACAACUAACCAAAAUGAAUUAAUUAUAUCAACCAACUAAGCAAUUGAAAUAUGGAGCCACAUACUGUAACGGAUGACUUGCUCGUAGUUGCGGAGGAAACAUUGAAUGAAACUGAAUCUCAAAUGGUCAAAGCAUGUCCUGAAACGCAAAAGUUAUUGACAAUAAAUGGAUACGUAGUUGAAAAAGAUGCUGAAAAGGGUGGUAGCGUUGACGUAGAGGAACGUGACGUAAACACAGGCGUUACGCCAUCCAACGGCGAAAACGGUGUCCAGCGGGAAACGUGGGGAAAUAAGAUAGACUUUUUGCUGUCCGUGACUGGAUUUGCGGUGGACCUGGGGAAUGUGUGGCGUUUUCCGUACAUUUGUUUCAAAAAUGGUGGAGGUGCGUUUCUGAUCCCUUAUUUCAUCAUGCUUGUGUUCCUGGGGCUGCCCCUGUUCUACAUGGAGCUCGCCCUUGGGCAGUUCCACAAGAGUGGAGCCAUCGCCAUCUGGAAGAAACUGUGCCCUAUGUUCGCAGGCGCGGGCGUAGCUACCUGCAUGGUAGCGAUCCUUGUGGGCAUGUACUAUAACACCAUCAUCGCAUGGGCUCUCUACUACCUCGUCGCCUCCUUCAGAUCGGAAGUUCCGUGGGCGAGCUGCAAUAACUCCUGGAACUCACCAGACUGUGUGUCUUUCGCUCACGGUUUCAACGCAAGCCUCGUGGCCAACACGUCCGUCCCCUCCGCCCUGGAAUACUUCAACUACAACGUGCUUGAAUCUCACAAGUCAAGAGGCAUUGACGACAUCGGCGCCGUCAAGUGGUCGCUGUGCCUGUGUCUGCUUGGAGUCAUGACAACAGUAUACUUCGCGCUCUGGAAGGGAAUCAAGUCGUCUGGGAAGGCAGUCUGGGUGACGGCGACGGCGCCAUACGUCAUUUUGUUAGUGCUUCUUGGCCGCGGAGCCACACUUCCGGGUGCAGGCACCGGUAUCCUGUACUACAUCACUCCUGUCUGGGACCGACUUCUGGAAGUCGGUGUAUGGAUAGACGCUGCCGCCCAGGUGUUCUUCAGUCUCGGACCCGGGUUCGGCACCCUCCUUGCUCUGUCCAGCUACAAUAAGUUCAACAACAACUGCUACCUAGACGCCAUGAUCACGGCUGGCAUCAACUGCUUCACGAGCCUGCUUGCCGGCUUCGUCGUCUUCGCCGUUCUCGGCUACAUGAGUCAUGUACUCAAUAUCUCCAUAGACGAACUCGCUCUGGAAGGACCGGGACUGGUGUUCUACGUGUACCCGGAAGCGAUCGCCACCAUUUCCGGUUCCGUGUUCUGGGCGAUCAUUUUCUUCGUACUUCUUAUCACUCUUGGAAUUGACAGCACGUUCGGGGGCCUCGAGUCAGUGAUAACAGCACUCUGUGACCUAAGCCCCACACUCACGCGGCAUCGAAAACUCGUGGUUUUGGUGGUUGUGGUCAUUUGCUUCCUGGGUGGUCUCCCUUCCACAACAUACGGCGGACAGUACGUUAUAACGCUGAUGGACACACACGCCGCUCCCGUGGCGUUAUUCGGCGUCUGCUUGGUGGAAGCAAUAUCCGUAAGCUGGAUUUACGGUGUCCAGCAUUUCUCUAACGACAUCGAGAAGAUGCUGGGAUUCCAGCCUGGCGUCUACUGGAAGAUUUGCUGGUCUAUCAUAUGCCCGAUAUUCUUGUCCAUACUGUUUGUUCUUUCCAUCGUGGCCUACUCGGGUCUGCAAAUCGAACACUAUCGGUUCCCGGCCUGGUCUGAGACCGUUGGCUGGCUGGUCACCUCCAGCUCCCUCGUCUGUAUCCCGGCUUUUAUAAUUAUCAAGUUCGUCAUUACGCCUGGCACCAUUACAGAGAGACUCAAGCUCAUGAUCCAGAGUUCCUCCACGGACUACCCGGACAAUGAAGCCGGCUUCACUCUGCGCAACGCGCAACGUCACAUUCAUAGGGGAUCAAGAUACGUCUACACGAAUAUUAUCACGAAAGUGUUCCGCAAACACAUCGACAAGCAUGAACAUGCAAACGAUGGGCAAACUUCGAACGGAGUGGUAGGUUACCAAAUGACUGAGAUCCCGGCCAAUGGAAAUGGUCAUCAUUUUUAUGGGUAUCAAAUUGUCUCGCAUUAUCCCCCAGAGGAGAACGUGAAGCACACAACACCUACCUCAGCGGUCGCAAACGUUCAUUCAGUGGACGUGAACAAUUGUAUCGACCAUGAAAGUGACACAGACGAACCACAGACCGUGUAAUGUGGCAGCCUAGAAGGAAAACAUUAUCAUCAUACAUUUCCACAUUUUAUAAACGGGUGUUUACAAAUACUAUGUAUUAAAACAAAAGUGCUUGCUGGGAUACUCGUGGAACCAAGUUGAAACGGGACCCAGUCAGUUGACAUUUCAUCUUCAAAGCACGCGUUGCCAUACCUUUCUGCGUCGGAAAAAAGCUUUAUAUGAGCCGCGUUCUGAUAAAACUGCGCAAAAUGCAUGUGCGCAAAGUGUCGUCCCAGAUUAACCUGUGCAGUUUGCACAGACUAAUCAGGGACGACACUUUCCGCCCUUACUAGAUUUUCGGUAAAAAGAGACUUCCUUUAAACGAAAAAUACCAUUAAAGCGGAAAGCGUCGUGCCUGAUUAGCCUGUGCGCACUGCACAGGCUAAUCUGGGACAACACUUUACGCACAUGCAUUUGCCAAAUUUUCACAGAACAAGACACAUAUAUUUACAUACACAUGUUUAUGUUUAGACUUGAACUACGAUUAUUUUUGUGUUCAUUUUGUUUAAAAAAAGACAAAAUACAUUUUUGUUCAUGUACAUGUGUACUUACCGAAUUUAUUAUAUUGUGCGAGGUUCACAACAGAAAGUAAAUAUUUUCCGGUUUGAUACGAUUUUAAUAAUGCUGUGCGUACACUUUAUUUAUUUCUUGAAGAUUUUGUUAUUGAAGUUUUUAACUUUCUUAAUAAGUGAUGUUCAAUACUUGAUGUACUUGUUAUUUGUUGUUCAUAUUGCCGUGUACAAUACGACCCUUAAUGAUCAUUUUGAAAACAAAGACGAAAUGAAAAGAAUUAUAAAUGAAAUGAAAUUGUAUUUGUGAUAUUUGUUUUAUAACGAUUAUAUUCCAGGUGGCGCGUGCGAAGAUGAAGUCAGAGACUCACAGUGUUCAUGCUUUUUUUAAACCCAUUUAUGCUAGUGGACUCCCCCAUCCUUCUAAAUUGGAUCAAUUUAUUUCCAACAUUAGGGAUGUCUAGUAUAUUUAUUUCUAUAUUUAGAAUAUUUCUUACAGGAAUUCCUUUAAGCAAACAGCGCAGACCCAGAUGAGAUGCCGCAUCAUGCGGCGUCUCAUCUGGGUCUACGCUGUUUGCCAAUGCCUUUAUUCUAGACGCUAGGCAUAAAUAGGUUAAUUUUUGCAGCCCUAUUUUAACGGUAAUGUGGUUGGUAGUAAUGUCUUUGACCGGAACGGCUAUUAAGGACAAAGCGUAAAUAUGAUGUUUAUGAUUCUUUUAUUGUUUCAUUGUUUGCUUUAAUUUGUAUGUGUUUAAAUGUUCGGCCGGUAUCUAAAAGACACAGAUAUGACCAAUACACGGGAUUAUAUCAUAUGAUUUUCAUAUAUUCGCCAUAUGUAUUUCUAUUCCAUUGUUACGUAAUGUACACGAACACAUGUAUUAAUUUAUGUACAAAUCAUUAUACCACCUCAUGAUCAAUGGUUAUGAAACUUAAAAGGUUGCAUCGUAUUUUCUCGUUUGCUAAAAGUCAACAACAUGCUUUUGGUCUAAAUAUAAAUAUAAAUAUUUAAAUUAUAUUUAUACAAUACGUAUUGCUAUUGUGUAUAACUGUAUUGCAAACACAGCUUGUUAAUUCGUGCAUGAAAGUAUUGUUAUUAUAACAAAACAUUUCAAACAACCUUAUCAAGCAUAAUUUUGUAAUCUUUCACAAAGUACAAUUUAUGCCAAGCAUGUUCUUUAUCAUUAUGUCACUGUCCAAUGACGGUGUGAAAUGAGCCGACUCGUGCGAGAAUAAGUUCUAUAUAAUAUGCGGACAGCGAAGCUCAAGACCAGAGUCCGCAUUCGCGCAGUCUAGUCAGGAUUUAUCCUGUCCGCUACAAAGUCUUGCGAGAUUUUCGGUCUCAUUAGCUGACACGUAUGGAGCCCGUUGACAUAUGUCAUAAGGCACAUUUUCGCAUGAAGCAAAAGCAUCUACCACUUGUGUUCAUACUGUAACCAAAAAAUCAGCAUUCUAACGACGCUGGAACACUCAGUUCCUGCCAAGUAGAUAGAAUACAGCUAUAUUGACAUGUAUUCAAGUAUUCGACAAUAGUUCGUAGCUGUUUUAACUGUUUGAAUGAGGUAUACCAGAUUCAUAAAUAUGACGAAACUUUUGCAUAGUUUGAGGAAGGUACAAACAAACAUUUAAUAAAGCAUAGGCCAGUGUAUAUAUGUUAUCAAUACUACAAGUUAAUAUAAUGAUUCAUUUGUUCCUAAUUAAUUGUAUACAAUCAACAGCCAGUUCUUAUUUACAGGAUUGCAAGUAUGAGGUAUUACUCUUUACAAUAUGAAAUUCAAUUAUGUCAAUCUCUUAGAUAUGAACACUGUUUAGACCAAUUUGUUUGAAUGAACGGAUUAAAUACUUUUAAAGAGGCCUUUGAACGUUUUGGUACAUUGAAAAAAAAUGUUUUCGAUUCUCAAAUUUUCGGUGUAGUUGUGAUAUUUGUGAGGAAACAGUUAUACUGAACAUUUACCAUGCUCUAAAAUAUCCAUUAUAUGCAUCUUUCGACGAUUUACAAACCUGAAAAUUAUAAAGAGUUGAAACGCGAAACGAUUUAAUAAAUUGGAGAGUUCUUUUGUUGUCGUUUUAUUUUGCGAUUUAGGAUUGAUAACAUAAAGAAUAUAAUACAUCGCUCAUUGAAUGAGCACGGAUGGCCAAGUGGCCUAAGUGAUAAACUUUUACUGAAGGGUCAGUGGUUCGAACCCAGUUGAGGGUUACUUGUUUUCUUUCUUUAAUUUCAUUUUUGUUUUCUUUUAAUGAAGCUUUUAAGAUCCAAUUUUAACAUUUAUCAAUAUAAAGCAUUUAAUUACAAAUUUCAAUACAUGCCAAAAUCUGCGAAAAGGUCCCUUUAAUUAUAACAUUUUUGUAAUUGCGUUUUAAAGUGAAAAUUAAUUGACAUAGCAUCAAUAGAUACGCUUAAUUUUAAAGUUGGUGUUCCUAUAAGUGGUUAUACGGGUAGUACUUAAUGAACGCGUGUUGAUAAUGUACUUUCUUAAUUUUUAAGUUGAGAUAACUACACAAUACAUGUGUUAUUAUAUAAAUAUAUUUGUAUUAAAUGUUUCAUAGUUGAAUGCCAAACUUGUUGUACUUGCAUUUGUAAUAAUUCUAAUGAAAAUACAUUAUUUUCAUUAAA